AAUUAUUAUACUUGUGAGUGUAGUGUGCGUGGAAAGAGAUGGGAAGGAGUCCAUGUUGCUCCAAGGAAGGACUCAACAGGGGAGCCUGGACUGCCUUGGAAGACAAAAUACUGAUGGCUUAUAUUAAAGCCCAUGGAGAAGGCAACUGGAGAAACCUCCCCGAGAGAGCAGGUUUGAAGAGAUGUGGAAAGAGCUGUAGACUCAGAUGGUUAAAUUAUCUUAGACCAGACAUCAAGAGAGGCAACAUUUCCCAUGAUGAAGAAGAACUCAUUAUCAGGCUCCAUAACCUUCUUGGUAACAGAUGGUCCCUAAUAGCUGGAAGGCUACCUGGGCGAACAGACAAUGAAAUCAAGAAUUAUUGGAACACUACUCUGGGGAAAAAAGCUAAAGGCCAAUCAUCUUCACAAUCCAAACAAAGCUCUCAAAGAAAAUCUAGAGCAAUUAAACCCAUGACCAGCACCCAACCAUCAAAGUCAACACAGACAACCCAAGUAAUCCGCACCAAGGCCACUAGGUGCACCAAGGUUUUGCUCUCAUUACAGUCACCACCACCGACACUGACACCACUACCACCACCUGAAAUUCUCUCCUCAACAGCCAUGAACGACCCCUCUCAAGCUUCCUUGAUAAAUCAUCAACAAGAUGGUCCAAAUUUUCAUUGCGGAACUGAAGAGGUUCAUGCAUGUCAUGAUGGCUCAGAUUUCUUCAAUUUCGGGAAGUGGAAUGAAAUUCAACCAAAUGAUAUAGACGGAGACACACUAAUGAAGAGUGGUUGUAACCGGAAUUUGUCCAGGGGUUCUGAAUAUUCCUUGGGCUUAUUUGAUGACCUCAUGUUCAAGGACUGGGCACUGAAUCAUUGUCCUGAAGACAAUGCAACUUUGGACCUAGAGUCUCUCGCACAUUUGCUUGAUUCUGAAGAGUGGCCUUGAGAUUAGACACUGACGAGAAACUACAGCAAAAUCUCCACCCUAGAAGAUAUAUCGGCACCUGUGGCAAGAAACUUGCCGACAUGAUCUCAUAUUGAAAUAAUCCGUUGAAAAAACUCUUGUCGGUGAUUUGUGGUCUGUCGAUAAUAAUUUUACAGAUAAAUUACCUGACGAACAAAGCACGCCAAAAAAACUUUACCCGCUUCAUUUUGUCGGUACUUCCAUAGCUGAAUAUAACAUAUCAUUAAUAGAAAAACCGUAUGUCAUGCCAUCAGUGAUUUUUUUCAUCAAUAGAUAUGUUUGUCAGUGAAUUUGACAUGUAACCGUCAAACAGACCGUCUGUUAUUCUGUAGGUGAGUACACUGUGGCAGUGAUAUUUACAGUAAUUCUUUUCUAA
Messenger RNA from Populus trichocarpa (black cottonwood), 1323 nucleotides. Its product is annotated as transcription factor MYB123. NCBI's taxonomy places the organism in Eukaryota, Viridiplantae, Streptophyta, Magnoliopsida, Malpighiales, Salicaceae. The record is from RefSeq and is a predicted model, not a curated record. The transcript is spliced from 3 exons. The coding region runs from base 39 to 929 and encodes 296 amino acids.